AUGUCUUUCGGUCGAACUGUCACCCUCAACUCGGGCCACAAGAUGCCCCAGAUCGGCUACGGCACCUGGCAGGCUGCCCCAGGUGAGGUCGGCAACGGUGUCUACGAGGCCCUCAAGGCUGGCUACCGCCACCUCGAUCUUGCCAAGAUCUACCAGAACCAGCGUGAGGUCGGCGAGGGCAUCAAGAAGGCUCUCAACGAUGUCCCCGGCCUCAAGCGUGAGGACAUCUUCAUCACCGGCAAGCUCUGGAACAACAAGCACCGCCCUGAGGAGGUUGCCGGUGCUCUCGAUGACUCCCUCGAGGAGCUUGGUCUUGACUACCUUGAUCUCUGGCUGAUCCACUGGCCCGUUGCCUUCAAGAACGGCCCCGAACUCUUCCCCCUAAAGGCCGAUGAUAAGAACAAGACGGAGCUUGACCAGGGCGUCACCCUGUCCCAGACUUGGGAAGCCGUUACCAAGCUGCCCAAGGAGAAGGUUCACUCAAUUGGUGUCUCCAACUUCUCCAUUGACAUGCUUGAGACCAUCAUCAAGGACACUGGUGUCACCCCCGCCAUCAACCAAGUCGAGCGCCACCCUCGUCUUCCCCAGCCCGAGCUUGUCAAGUACCUGAAGGAGAAGGGUAUCUACCUGACCGCCUACUCUGCCUUCGGCAACAACUCAUGGGGCGAGCCUCUUCUCAUCAACACCCCCGAGGUCAAGGCUAUCGCUGAGCGCCUCAGCAAAUCCAAGGGCAAGGAGGUCACACCCGCCCAGGUUAUCCUCGCCUGGUCCACCCUCGACAACCACAUCGUCAUCCCCAAAUCCGUUACUCCCGCUCGUAUUCGCAGCAACUUCGAGGAGGUGGAGCUUGACGAGAAGGCGAUCAAGGAGCUUGAGAAGUUCGGCGAUAAGCCCCAGCGUUUCAACAUCCCCAAGACCUACUCUCCUGAUUGGGACAUUGAUGUUUUCGGUGACGAGAAGGAGAAGACCGCUACCCACAAGGUUGUUCUCAAGCUGUAG
Molecule: messenger RNA, 999 nt
Organism: Fusarium mangiferae
Lineage: Eukaryota; Fungi; Ascomycota; Sordariomycetes; Hypocreales; Nectriaceae
Exons: 4
Coding region: 1-999 (332 amino acids)
Cellular component (GO): cytosol
Molecular function (GO): aldose reductase (NADPH) activity
Source: RefSeq, a predicted model, not a curated record